GCUGGUGUUGUAGCCUCCAGCGUUACAAUAUUUUUCUCUCACAUCGCUCCAGCUCCAGCCUCCAGCCACCAGCCAGGUAACAGUGUUUUUCUCUCAGACCACUGCAGCUCCAGCCUCCAGCUCCAACCUGUCGAACGCAGUAAUAAUUCUCCUGAGAACUGAGCUAGUGAGGAUUGGGAUAGCCUUCCUUUUUUAUACAUGCCAAAUGCAUACCGUAGCGAGCAGAUGCUCCCGCUGUGGCGACGGCUGCGGCCACAGCUCGAUGGCUUGCCGCGUCGCCGCCACCGCAGGCCAGAGAAGAGGUGAGGCCGCCACCAUGCGCUGCGGCGGAGGCGCCGCCGCUGGGCUGAGGCUCUUCGGGGUGCAGCUCGGUGCCGCGGCAGGUGGCGCCGCUUCGCCGGCGCUGCAGCUGCACAAGAGCUACAGCGUGGACUGCCUGAACCUGCAGGGUUCUGCUCCUGCCUAUGCUGCUCGCGUCACGGCUCCUCUGCUUCUGUCGCCGUCGCCGUCGACGGCUUUGCUCCUGUCGAUCGACGAGUGCUCGACGGAGAGGGCCACCGACGGCGGCGGCUACCUCUCCGACGACGGCGCUCGCGGCGGCACGGCGUUGCGGGAGAGGAAGAAGGGCGUUCCGUGGAGCGAGGAGGAGCACAGGCUGUUCUUGGAGGGGCUGGAGAAGCUCGGCAGGGGCGACUGGCGAGGCAUCUCCCGGGGCUUCGUCACCACGCGGACGCCCACGCAGGUCGCCAGCCACGCGCAGAAGUUCUUCCUCAGGCAGAACAGCGCGGGGAAGAACAGCAACGCAAAGCGCCGGUCCAGCCUCUUCGACCUGGUUCAGAAUUGUGAGGGUGGACUCGUCUCCGAUCCUUCGGACGGCAAGGCCGCCGCAACCUCGGAAUCUCUGUAUCCGAAGGCAUUGUGCGAUGUGUACCGGAAGGAGUCGACGGCCAUCCAUGCGAGGAUGACAAGGCCUUCGUCAGAGAGCGCACCAGUUUCAGAGAAAGUUACAGUGGCGACAGAGCAAGCUCACGGGUACCACUGCUCUCCGUUAAACCUGGAGCUCGGCAUGUCCCUGACGACGCCGUCCAUCGGAACCUAGCAGUCUCAUGAACAAGACAAGUUCAGCGAAAAGCUGAAGCUCGUAGCUGCCCCCCACAGCCAUGAAGAUGGUUGUAAACGAAGCUUGUAAUCCAGCCGCCUUAUCCAGAUAAUUACAGGAAUCAGAGUAUUGUUUCCCUGAAAACAGCAGCAGUAAACCUGCUACUUUCCCAAGAAAAUGAUGUUCACUAGAGUACAGCACGUCUGCACUAGCUUAUCUGCACUUGGGCUGCUGCAAUGAAGCAGAAAACUACUCUUCACCUGAA
Molecule: messenger RNA, 1364 nt
Organism: Panicum virgatum (switchgrass)
Lineage: Eukaryota; Viridiplantae; Streptophyta; Magnoliopsida; Poales; Poaceae
Product: transcription factor MYBS2-like
Exons: 2
Coding region: 206-1099 (297 amino acids)
Biological process (GO): response to ethylene; response to gibberellin; response to auxin
Molecular function (GO): DNA binding
Source: RefSeq, a predicted model, not a curated record